Trypanosoma rangeli is the source of this 990-nucleotide messenger RNA. RefSeq lists its product as uncharacterized. Lineage: Eukaryota; Euglenozoa; Kinetoplastea; Trypanosomatida; Trypanosomatidae. The record is from RefSeq and is a predicted model, not a curated record. The transcript has a single exon. The coding region runs from base 1 to 990 and encodes 329 amino acids.
AUGCGGCGCUGGGUCUCCCUCGGCGGAUGGUGUGGCCCCGGUCUCAUGCUUUCCAAGUUAGGAAUUCGUCCCGUUGAAGAACAACUACCAUUUGACAUGGCGCGGUGCAGCUUUGACGGUCUCAUGGAAUUCACUCAGAAAGGUUUUGAUAGCGGCUUCUUUCCGGGCUCUCUGCAGCAGCGGCCCUUUACUCCCGAUCCGGCCUCCAUAUGGCUGCUUUUCCGAGGCCAGCACACCUGUAUUACACACUUUGAUAUUAACUCAGAUAAGGUUAUACAGGAAUUUUUGCGGCGAUUUGAUAGCUGGGAAAAGAUGAUUACGUGUCCCACUCGUCCAGUAACAUUUUUGCGUACUUGCAUAGCUGAAAAUUCAAGCGACGAAGUGGAACUGCUGCCCCAAUGGCACGCAUUACUGCGGGAAAAAAGCGGAGGAAAGCUUGAUUUCCGCACUGUGAUGGUGGUGCAUGAUCAAGGACCCACCACAGAGCCGGUGGCAUCGUUUUCUGGAAAAGAUGCUGCAGGGUUUCCUUGUGUGGUGUGGAACCUUGCUUUUGACAAGCAACUCCCCGUGGAGUCCUCACUGUUCGAUAAAUGUCACGACGGUUAUGCGCAGAUUAUUCACGAAAUGAAUACGGAGGCGGCCUGGCGUUUGAGAACUUUGCCACUGCGUCUUGCUGUACCAAAGCCGUAUAAGGCUCUCUGUUGUGUGGAAGGUGUUCCAGCGUUUCGUGGCUCAUGUACUGGGUUUGGUACGACACAUGCUGCGGCCCUGGGACGUUGCCUCUAUUGUGGUUCUACAGACGGACAUGAGGUGGUUCGUGAUGCUUUUGACAGCGGGAAACCCUGGGACGCCGUAGAGGACACGGUGCUGCUCACUAAAUGGGUCACACAUAACGGAGACGAGGUGGCUGCUGUAGAGGCAACAGCACUGGAGCUGAAACGUGGUGCUAACGAGGUUCUGCUUCGUUUGCGGAAGCUUCUUUGCGACUGA